Molecule: messenger RNA, 3433 nt
Organism: Ceratina calcarata
Lineage: Eukaryota; Metazoa; Arthropoda; Insecta; Hymenoptera; Apidae
Product: peptidoglycan-recognition protein LC
Exons: 5
Coding region: 1712-3172 (486 amino acids)
Biological process (GO): peptidoglycan catabolic process
Molecular function (GO): zinc ion binding; N-acetylmuramoyl-L-alanine amidase activity
Source: RefSeq, a predicted model, not a curated record
GGGGUAUCCAAGAUGUCAGCCAUUUUAUACCCCUGACUAGUGGGGCACUUUGUAGAUCAUGUAUGCACAUAAAUGCAUGUGUGCACGUGGCCGUGAUGCAAACGCAUGCGCACCGAGGAGGUGGCAUGCGUUAGCGCAGAUAUUCGUAUACGAAAAGCAAGUUUUAUAGAUAGGCGGCGCCACUAGUUGGGCAUAGAGAAUGGCCAAUUUUACUGUUUCCCCUUCACGGAAGGAGCUUCACUCCCUUCGCCAGGAAAAGUAGUUUAUACACCGUCUUUGAUCACCUCGGUGCACGUAUUAUUGUUCCCAUUAAUGAUUCCAAUUAACUAUUUGCGCGGAACUGAUACAACUUAUCUUAAUUUGAUUUAAUAAGAAUUUCAUUCUUUCUUUUGUUACACACGAUUAUCGCGGUUAACGAAAUACGUGAUUCGUUUGCGAGAUGUAUUGAUGUUUUACAAUGUUUGAAUAUACAUAUACGCAAAACCUGUUAUCAGCUUCUGUACAUAUGUACAUGUAUAUACAAACUCGUAGUAUUAGCAGAUAAUACGAGAUUAGCGUAUGAAAAGUAAGGAAAUUAAAAUGAAAAAAGGAAAUCAUAAAACAGCACGUAAAAUUUACUUGGGUUGGAUAUUUAUAAUACCGUGAAGAUCUCGAUUCUCUACUGAUAUGAUAAUUCACGCUGUGUUGAUUUUGAUCAUGCUAUUGUAUUGCGAACAAUUUGUCUGUCACUCUCGCAGCGGACUUUUGAAUAAAUUGCGCGUGCAACAGGUUGCAGUUACGCUUGAAUCCUAUACUUAUUGUCAGUUGCAGCCAGAAUUACAAUUUGACGAUCGUAUGCGUGAAUGUAUGGCCAGAAUUUCCAGUUACACCAGACAGAAAAAAGAUAUAGAGUGGGGUUGACGCAAUUUCACGGCUUGUUCGAUGAAGCACCGACAGUUCAUUACAACGACGGCUUGCGAAAAGAUAACACCGGCGUUGAACAAUUAUUGUAUCAUCGACUUGUUUCUGCUCUUACUCGUUUUUACUUCUCACUUUACUGUGCGACGCCACAGUGACAAUUUAUAUUGAAAACGGAUCUGCAACCUGUGCGAUUGUUCAUUCUCCUGUAUUUUUCCAAUCAUAGUCUGCAACGUGUAGGAGCAUUGAAAAUUUCCUACUUCAGUCGAGAGUUUUAGCAUUAGUGACAGCGUCACGUCCUUCAUUAAACUCAUUGCACGUCACAAGACUGUGAUGUAAAGUAGUGAAAUAACCGAAAAUAAAACAGUGAACCAAGCGAAAGGAUGUUAACGCUAUCAGAAUCGUUUAGCGAUUCUCGCGACGUGUUGUAGCAUAGUUUUUUGUGGGGCAUGCUUUCUCUGUAGUGAAGCAGCAAGAGACGUGCUAACUAGUAUGGGAAUUCCACUUUCGGUUGGGAAAUACGCAGUACCACCGGCGGUAGACGCUCCCGAUUGCUUCCGAUAGUGUCAUAGUGUCAUUAUAUGAGAUUAAAAGUAAAUCUAAUGUGCAUGCAUGCAUUUGUAUAAUUAUCGAAGGAUUUAAUUACCUAGUACAUAAGUGCGGUAAGCAAACAGUUAAUAGCCGUGGAAUUCGUGAGAAAUUUUUCCGGUGAGCAACGAACAAAACUAAUUUGCAAGAACGCCAUGUUGUGAGCUGAUGAACAAACGCCUACAACGUGACUACGGCCAAACGGAAGAAUGAUUUAUAAAAGUGAAUGGGAAUGGUGACACUGGUGCAGGAUUAUCAACACUCGACAUUGGACGGAAACCACCAACACCAGAAGGAUCAGCACCCAGAGAGCGACAUCCCCGCUGAAAAUCGCGACAGCGAAAUUUAUGGUGAGAUACUACAAGUUGCGAAGAACACCGCGAUCGACGUCGUCCGAAAUGGUAGCCUCGCCGGUUCCUCUACGCAGUGCAGUGACGUAGAAAAUGACGAAGAUGAUGAAACGGUGGCUGACGAAGAGGAUUGGGUACCCGACUUACCUGUGCCCACGGCAUUCAAACAAGAAGUGGUUUCCGCGAAUGGAAAUCUAGUGUUACCGAAUGCGGACACCUCGAAUUUUGGUGAUGUACGCGUGAAAAAUUCGACGAAUGUGCAUCUUGGUAACAAAACCUUCUACAAGGGCCCAGUAACAAUAAAGCAGUUCGUUUAUACAAACCCAACGAUACAGGAUCUCGAUGAGGUAAAAAUCGAUAAUACUCGAACAUCGGAUACCAAAACGACUGAUUUUUUGACCAAAGGAGAUUUACCAACAAACAACUCGAUCUUCUCACAAAAUUCUGAUAAAGGCAACAGUGCUGAGGCGACAGCUAAAAAAAUACGCAGUGUAUACGGUGAAGAGCUAAUAACUGAUCGGGCAGUUAGUGAUUGGUUUGCAAAAUUCCGUUCUGGAGAUACGACUUCAAAAGACGAACUGAGUGCGGGAGGUCCUUCCGACUUUGACGACGAUGUUGUAAAGACACUGUUGGAGCAAAAUCUACGUCAAUCAACAAGAGCAACGAAAUGGCUAUGGACUUGGCAGUGUUCAGCAUUUUUGUCUGUACUAGCCCUAUUUUUUGUAACCGUCGUAGUCAUCGUCAGUGUUUAUUACGCACGCAACUCUUCUACCGUAACAACUCCAGGUUAUCCGCAAAUACCGAGUUCUGGAUCUGAGGAAAAACCGUCAAAGGUACGUUUUGUUACGAGAGACGAAUGGGGCGCUCAACCAGCUGCUGAGCCAUUGGAACCGCUCAAACUUCCUGUACCGUACGUGAUUAUCAGUCAUACAGUAACCGAUUUUUGCACGACCCAGGCGGAAUGUACGUUUCGUGUCCGGUUCGCGCAAACGUUUCAUAUUGAAUCUAGACACUGGUCAGACAUCGCUUAUAAUUUUCUCGUUGGCGGCGACGGACUUGUAUAUGUUGGCCGCGGUUGGAACUAUGUAGGCGCGCAUUCUUUCGGGUAUAAUAAUAAAAGUAUAGGCAUUUCCUGCAUCGGUACAUUUAACAGUUUAAAACCGUCUAAAACUCAACUGUAUGCUUUGGAAUUGCUUAUUGAAACGGGUGUGGAACUUGGUAAAAUUGCGAAGGAUUAUAAAUUAUUAGGACAUCGGCAAAUUUCGCAGACUUUGAGCCCGGGAGAAGCGUUAUACAGCGAACUCAUCACUUGGCCUCAUUGGUCACUAAAUGUAUGACGAAUUUGUAAUACAAGACCCUUAUUACGGUUGCAAUUUAAGGUGAGACAUUUUAUAGGCAAUAGAAAUGAAUAAAAAGACAUGUUUUCAUAACAACGUUAUUUAGUAAGAAAAUAUAUAAAAUAAUUGCAUAUGUGAAUAUUGUAAUAUAUAUAUGUACACGUGUACGCAUGCAUAUACUGUGUUUGUAUAACAAGUGAUUCUUCAUAUUGUACAAGAAAUGUACAUAUUCCAAGAAUAAAGAGAAUUACAUAAAAUAUA